Messenger RNA from Kazachstania africana CBS 2517, 210 nucleotides. RefSeq names its product Eri1p (gene ERI1). Bases 1 to 210 code for a protein of 69 amino acids. The record is from RefSeq and is a predicted model, not a curated record. NCBI's taxonomy places the organism in Eukaryota, Fungi, Ascomycota, Saccharomycetes, Saccharomycetales, Saccharomycetaceae. The transcript has a single exon.
AUGAACCAAAGGCUUGCAGCAUAUGUCGUGUUAGCUGUGACUUCCAGUAUUGUGCUUUUAGCGAUAACCUCGUUCAUUUACAUCAGGUACAACCACAUAGACACGUACUACUGGUCUUGGGUACUGUUAGCACCAACCAUGUUUUGGCUCUGGGUUGUGGCUGCCUGGUGUGAUGCCGAAAUGUUUAAGAACUCUAAGCCAAAUUUAUAG